This is a messenger RNA of Vanderwaltozyma polyspora DSM 70294, 1944 nucleotides long. RefSeq names its product C2H2-type zinc finger protein. The transcript has a single exon. Gene Ontology annotation, cellular component: chromatin. Gene Ontology annotation, biological process: regulation of transcription by RNA polymerase II. NCBI's taxonomy places the organism in Eukaryota, Fungi, Ascomycota, Saccharomycetes, Saccharomycetales, Saccharomycetaceae. The record is from RefSeq and is a predicted model, not a curated record. Bases 1 to 1944 code for a protein of 647 amino acids. Gene Ontology annotation, molecular function: DNA-binding transcription factor activity, RNA polymerase II-specific; RNA polymerase II cis-regulatory region sequence-specific DNA binding.
AUGACUUCUGAUAAUUUGACAGAUCUAAUCACUGAUACGCCAUUUUCGUUAAAUUUUAAAGCUGUUAGUAAUUUAUCAAAUUCCAAUGAUUUAGAUUUAGAUAAUACUAAUUUAUCAAGUGCUGGUGGUACUGGUUAUUUGACUGAUUCACCUUUAAACACAAGCACAAGUGUUAGUACAUUAGAUAUGCUACAACAGAAUAACAAUCAUUUAAAUCAGAUUUCAAAUAAGAGCUUGAUCUCAAAUACUGCAAAUACAAGUGUUACAAGUAUUGAUACGCAAUUUUUAAGUAAUAGCAGUAUUAGUAACAACAAUAACAACAACAACAAGGGUAAUAAUAAUGAUAGCAACGAUAAUGAUAUAGGUUUGGGAUUAGGAUUAACUUUACAAUUAGAUGAUACUUCAAUUAGUGGGAAGCUAAAUAAUAAUAUCUUGAAGGAUGAGUAUAGUCCACAAUCUGUUGAUCAGAUUUCAAAUAUUAAUAGUAAUAACGCCAAUAACAACGACCAUAUCAACCUCAGAUACAAUUAUAGCAAAAAAUUGAAUAAUAACAAUUAUGCUGGGAAUUUGGAAUCGUUUUUAGAUGAUUAUGUGUCCAAUGAACUACUGAUUAAUGAUAAUCAUUUCACUGAUUCAAAUAUUGAUAGAAGAUACAGUGAAGUCAUUACAAAUCCUUUGAAAUCACUAACUAAUCAACGUAACUCAAUUUCUCAUUCAAUUGAUUUUUGGAAUUUAUCAAAUAGCAACAAUAGCAAAUUAAAAACAAAGGCAAAAUCAAGAUUAAGAUCAAAAUCAAGACCAAAUUUAAGAUCACAAUCUAAAAUUAUAAAUAGUGAUGGUAGCCCUCAAGUAGAUUCAAAUGUAUCUCAAAUGCUCAACGAUUUCAAUAUGAACUUUCAUGAUAACGAUUCAAAAACCUGUAACAGUAAAAGUAUUAAUAGUGGCGGUAUGUUAAUAAAAUCUCCAGGAAAUAAUAGUUUUAACGAUAAUUUUAAUUUCAAUUUUAAUGAUAACGAUAAUAGUGAUGAUAAUUUGAAUUAUACUUUUAAUAAUAAACAAAGAGCUAAAUCUAUUUCAAGCAUAAAUAACAAUUAUAAUUCAAACAGUGGUAACAUAUAUUCCCCUCAACAGCAAUAUUCCAUUAAAAAGCAAAACCAAUAUCAAAGAAAUUCAAUUUCAUUUGUUGAUAACAAUUCAAUACGAACAAAUGAAAAGUUACUCUCAAAAUUUAGUAAUAGUUCAAGUAUCACUAAUAUUUUAUCUUAUGAAAGCGCAAUUUUAUCUGAUGAUGACAAUGACAAUGAAAUAGAUAGAAUUUUAAAAUCACCAAAAUCUACAUCCUUCUCUAUCAAUAAUGAUUCAAUUGAACAAAAAUUUAUAAAACCUUCAAUGAUUUUAAAUGAAAAUGCUUCGAAAGCUGCUAUUGCAGCUACCUCUGGGGUGAACUCAAUUGAUAUGUUACCAAAUUUUCUUGAUAACACGACAAACCAAUAUGAUUUAACAUUAAAUCCUACAUCUCUUUCAUUAAAUAAGACUCCAACUCAAAAAUUCUUCAGUCCACCUAUUAAGACUCAAAAGAGUAUAACUCCUGUGAAUUUCAGCUCUACUACAAGACAUACAUCAUCUAAGAGUGUCGGAAAUGGUAGCUCAAGUGCAUCUAAUUUGAAUACUGUUGAAAAUCCUCGUCCUGCCACUUCAAGUAGGAGGAGGAAGUCAUCAAGUAAAUCGACUACACCAGUUAAUUUAGCCGAUGAUGAAUCGAAACCUUUCAAAUGUACUGAUUGUGAGAAGGCCUUUAGACGUAGUGAACAUCUAAAGAGACAUAUACGAUCAGUUCACUCUUCUGAAAGGCCAUUCGCCUGUAACUACUGUGAAAAGAAGUUUAGUAGAAGUGACAAUUUAUCACAGCACUUGAAAACUCACAAGAAACAUGGGGACUUCUGA